CAGUUAGAUAUUUGUCAAGCUAUAAAGACUUUUUGAGUGAAAAAAAUAUCUUUAUAAAUAAAUAUAUAAGCAAUAUGUUUCGAAAUACUUAUCAGGGCGGAUUUUUAUCUAUUUUGUAUAGUUGUGGAUCGGCUCCUCUAGAAUUAUGGGAUAUGCAUGUGAAAAACGGAUAUAUACGAAGAAUCACAGAUGAAGAAAUAAAAUCAUUGGCAUUGGAAAUAGCCGGGACCAAUGUAGCUACAACUUAUAUUUGUUGCCCGGCAGAUCCAAAGAAGGUGCUGGGUAUUAAGUUGCCUUUUCUUAUCAUUAUUAUCAAGAAUAUGAAGAAGUAUUUCACGUUCGAAGUAACAAUACUGGAUGAUAAGAAUAUGCAUAGAAGAUUCCGCGUGAGCAAUUUUCAAAGCACGACGCGCAUUCGUCCGUUUUGCACGUCCAUGCCCAUUGGACUUACUGGUGGAUGGAAUCAGAUACAAUUUAACUUGUGUGAUUUUACACGACGAGCUUAUGGCACAAAUUAUAUUGAAACCACUAGAAUACAGAUCCAUGCCAACUGCAGAAUCAGACGAAUUUAUUUUGCCGAUAGACUUUAUUCAGCGGACGAAAUGCCGGAAGACUUUAAGCUCUUUUUCCCGGUACACCGAAAGAAAUGCGUUAGAGAAGAUGUACUGAAAAAACCUAGCUUUGUACCUGAGGAAGUACCAUUUAUGAAAGAGCCGCCUAUCGAACCAGAAGAGGAAAUAAUUACAGAGGAAGCUAAAGAAAAAAUAGAAGAAGAAAUAGAAGAGGAAGAGGAAGAGGAAGAA
This is a messenger RNA of Monomorium pharaonis (pharaoh ant), 803 nucleotides long. Its product is annotated as cilia- and flagella-associated protein 20. The annotation marks the transcript as partial. Lineage: Eukaryota; Metazoa; Arthropoda; Insecta; Hymenoptera; Formicidae. Gene Ontology annotation, cellular component: ciliary basal body; motile cilium. The record is from RefSeq and is a predicted model, not a curated record. Gene Ontology annotation, biological process: regulation of cilium beat frequency involved in ciliary motility; cilium assembly; positive regulation of cell motility. The transcript has 4 exons.